This is a messenger RNA of Theobroma cacao (cacao), 2068 nucleotides long. Lineage: Eukaryota; Viridiplantae; Streptophyta; Magnoliopsida; Malvales; Malvaceae. The record is from RefSeq and is a predicted model, not a curated record.
CUCUUAGGAUCAAAUGCUUUGUGUUUGGCAAUGGCUCAGCUAAUUCCUAUGGGCAAGCCAGCUGUUUUUGCAGGUUUUCAGAAUUCUCAUGGUAAAUUCAGUGGCUGUCCCCAAUGAGGUAAAGUAACCUGCUGUACCCAUAUCUUCAGGAUUAUUUGCAUCAAAAGUUAAUGCUGAAAACAAUUGAUGUUGUUGUUAGUUUAGAUUUCCUGCCGAUGAAAAUCAAAUAGGAAAGGAUGAGAAAAAUCUACAUACAUCUUAGUAUGGAGAUCAGACUUUUAAACAGUUCAAUCCAGUAAAAGUGGAUCUUUAGUUUAUGUUUUCAUUUCCUUUUGUAAAAAUUGCAUUGUUGACAACCAUUUUAGUGACUUUCUGAAGCCAUUGCAGGUUGUAAUAACCCUGAUUUACCAGUUACCAAAGAGCUUGUUUUCAGCUUGUAGUUACAGUCCGGCAGGUGAAUCUCCUCAUAGUACUGGAUGGCUACGCCAUCGGAAGAGACAGAUAUCCGGAACCAAGUUGCAAUCGAAAUCCCGGCAGCGUCUUAUGAUGCUCUUGUGAUUCCACUGAAAGAAAAGAUGGAGACAAUGUCUACUGCAAGUUGUAUCUGCAGAGUCAGUAAGAAGCUCCUGGAGAAAAAUGAAAACCAAUACAUCCCUCAGACGAUUUCCAUCGGUCCUUUCCAUCAGGGUAAGAACAAUUUGAAAACCAUGGAAGAGCAUAAGUGGCGUUAUCUAUACUCUCUCCUGAAUCGAAAACCUCAUCUGGAACCGACCCUGGACAAAUGUGUGAAGACUUUGAGGGAGCUAGAGCACAAAGCAAGACUGUUCUAUGAAGAUCAUGAACAGAUCAAACUGUCGAGCAAUGAAUUCGUGGAGCUCAUGUUGGUCGAUGCCGGUUUCCUCAUCGAGCUCUUCCUUAAGUAUGCUAUAAAGGGUCUAAAACGCCGUGGUGAUUAUGUGUUUAACACGUCAGGACUACUGUACGAGUUGAGGUGUGAGAUGUUAUUGCUAGAAAACCAGAUUCCUUAUUUCAUUCUUCAACGAUUGUUCGAAAUCGUACCGAUUCCUGAACAGUGCAAACUGUCCCUCACCGAACUUGCCUUCCGUUUCUUUAGAAACAUGAUUCCAGGGGAUCACAGACUUCAUCUGGCGAAAUUCGGGCAAGAAGGAAACCAUUUGCUUGACUUAAUCCGGUACUGUUUCCUCCCAACAUUUCCACGGGUCAAAGCAAAGCAAGGAGGACAAAGAGGUUUACCUCAUAAGGCAACUGGGCUCAAAGCCGCUGGAAUUAAGCUCAAGAAGGUUACAACGGAGGACUUACUAGACAUAAAAUUUGUCAGAGGUGUCCUCGAAAUUCCACCUGUAGAAGUCCAUCAGUACACAGAAAGGCUCUUCAGGAAUCUCAUUGCUUUUGAGCAGUCUCGUUCUGAUCAAAGCACGCCGCACAUCUCAUCGUAUGUGCUUCUGAUGAAAAGCCUGCUCCAGGACGAAAAAGAUGCGAAACUACUGAAAAGAAAUCAAAUCCUGGCCAACUACGAUGUCAUUGACAGAAAGCAGGUCAGCACGUUGUUUCUUAGGCUAGGGGAGGAGAUGUAUGUGAUGGAGAAUGUGAACGAUUUCUACUAUGACGGCCUCUGUGAGCAAGUGAAAGACUAUAAGAAAGGCAGUUGGCAGCGACGAUGGAAUUGGAAGCCAACGGAGCGUAGAUAUCUCCAACACCCUGUGCCUCGUAUUGUGGUUGUCAUUGCAGUUUUCCUCAUCCUCCUCAUCUUGGUUGGAGCUUUGUUCUCCAUAGUCUCCUUUUUUGUUCACAGAUUUUAGGAAAAAAUUUCAUCAGGACGCAGGCAAAAACCAGAAGGAAACCCGAAGCACCUUUAUUCUUUUUAGUUUAGAUCAUUUACAUAUGCAAUUUGAUAUUAAUGUAUACAGGAGCAACUUUUCCUGAUUAUCCAAAUUCCACACCUUUUUCAUUUCUUCUCCUCUUGUUUUCUGAGGACCACUUGCCAAGUUGCCAAGCCCCAUUUUGUAUUAGUUAAUACUUAUUAGCUAAGAUCUGUCUUACUUUUAAA